Molecule: messenger RNA, 1146 nt
Organism: Bipolaris zeicola 26-R-13
Lineage: Eukaryota; Fungi; Ascomycota; Dothideomycetes; Pleosporales; Pleosporaceae
Exons: 6
Coding region: 1-1146 (381 amino acids)
Biological process (GO): cytoskeleton-dependent cytokinesis
Cellular component (GO): cytosol; septin ring; septin complex
Molecular function (GO): GTP binding; molecular adaptor activity; GTPase activity
Source: RefSeq, a predicted model, not a curated record
AUGGCCGAGUCCGCGUCCCCAAUUGGCAUUGCCAAUCUCCCCAACCAGAGGCACAAGAUUGUUGCCAAGCGUGGUGCUGCUUUCACCAUCAUGGUUGCUGGAGAGUCUGGCCUCGGAAAGACGACCUUCAUCAACACCCUCUUCUCCACCACCAUCAAGAACUAUGCCGACCACAAGCGACGACACCACAAGCAGAUGGACAAGACGGUCGAGAUUGAAAUUACAAAGGCAGAGCUUGAGGAGAAGUUCUUCAAGGUCCGACUCACCGUCAUCGACACGCCCGGAUUCGGCGACUACGUGAACAACCGCGACUCGUGGCAGCCCAUCAUCGAAUUCCUCGACGACCAGCACGAGUCGUACAUGCUCCAGGAGCAACAACCACGCCGUACCGACAAGAUCGACCUCCGUGUCCACGCCUGUCUCUACUUCAUCCGCCCCACGGGUCAUACGCUUAAGCCCCUCGACAUUGAGGUCAUGAAGAAGCUGUGCACACGCGUCAACCUGAUCCCCGUUGUCGCAAAGGCCGACACACUGAGCCCCACUGAUCUGGCCAGGUUCAAGAUGAGGGUACGCCAGGUGAUUGAUGCUCAGGGCAUCAAGAUCUACACUCCUCCGCUAGAGGACGACGAUGCUGCCGCCAUGCAGCACGCCCGCAGCCUCAUCGAUGCUAUGCCCUUCUCCGUCAUUGGCUCUGAGAAGGACGUGCAGACCAACGAUGGCCGCACAGUCAAGGGCCGACAAUACGCUUGGGGUGUUGCCGAAGUCGAGAACGAGGAGCACUGCGACUUCAAGAAGCUGCGCGCCAUCCUCAUCCGAACCCACAUGCUCGACCUGAUCCACACGACUGAGGAGAACCACUACGAGGCCUACCGCGCCGGCCAGAUGGAGACGAGGAAGUUUGGCGAGGCACGCCCAAGGAAGCUGGACAACCCCAAAUUCAAGGAAGAGGAGGAGGCGUUGCGCAAGCGCUUUACCGAGCAGGUCAAGGUGGAGGAGCAGCGCUUCAGGCAAUGGGAACAGAAGCUUAUUGCCGAGCGCGACCGCCUCAACAAGGACCUCGAGGCCAGCCACGCGGAGAUCAAGCGUCUGGAGGGCGAGGUGGAUGCUCUGCAAGGCAGCGUCAACCGCUCUCACGGCCGCCGCUAA